Messenger RNA from Knipowitschia caucasica, 2256 nucleotides. The record is from the annotation of a GenBank genome assembly. NCBI's taxonomy places the organism in Eukaryota, Metazoa, Chordata, Actinopteri, Gobiiformes, Gobiidae.
AUGGAAUCCAACUUCCGCAGUGAUAUUCAGUUUAUACUGAGAGUGACGGGGCGUCUCCCACUGUCUGUGCGCCAGAAGAUUUUAGACAUGAACGUCCCUCACAGCCUCCAGCCUCAGAUGUCUCGCCCUGGUUCAGCUCGAGUCAUUAUAACUGAGCAUGGAUCAGGACAUAUCAACCCCACCCCUACUCCUCGACCCUGUGAAGAGCUGGAGCCCUACCUUACCCCAGAGACACUGGAACUAUUAUGUGGGACACAAGACCUAUCAGAGGUGACCUCAUUGGAAAUGUGUGUAAACUUACACAACACACUGGGAAACUUUGGUAAAUACUUGCCCAAGCUGGAGCAACUUAAAAUGAAUAAUAGUGUAAUACGCUCAAUCAGAGAUAUUGGGAGUUCCCUCUCUAGGCUGCAGGUUUUGUGGAUGCCAUGCUGCAGUCUAGAAGACUUGGAUGGCAUUUCAUCAUUAUCCACACUCAAGGAGCUAUACUUGGCCUAUAACAAAGUGUCAGAGCUGAGUCAAGUGGGCAUGCUGGAGAACCUGCACAUCCUGGACUUGGAGGGGAACGACGUGGAUGACUUGGUUCAGAUUCAGUUCCUUGGCCUGUGUACCAAGCUCCAAAAUGUCACUCUGGAUGGAAACCCCAUUUGCAAGAGCCCAAGUCCACUUGAGCCUCAGACGCCUGACUAUUGCUAUCGAGCAGCCGUGCGGGAGUUGAUCCCUCAGUUGCGUUACCUUGACAACAUGAGAGUGGAGGAGGAAGGCCUGAGCAGCAGCAGCACAAUGGGAGAGGACUUGGAAACUCUUCAGAACUCCAUCAGAUGCUCCAGCUUCACUCACCUGGACACAGACUACACUGGCAGGACAUCUCCACUGAGUCGGCCUCCGUCAGCUUGGCGCCCGUCCACCAGUCUCUCCUAUGUGCGACCAGGCUCUUCACAAAGCCCAAGACCCCACACUGGCUCCAGGCCCCCCACGGCGACAGGACUCUUCUCUCCUUCUGGAUCCAGGCCAGCAUCGUCUGACUCCGGGUUAUCGACAGAAGAUGCGGAAAGCAGCUCCCUCACGCAUGGAUCUGCCAAAAUUCUAUUCUGUGGAAAUCCUGCACAAGCCAUUCGAGCAAGACGAGAAAAGUUGCAGACGGCUCCCACGACUUCGGCCUUCACACCGCGGGAGCUGCCCAUUCACGUCCCCGAACACACGUAUGAUGUGGAGGAUCCGGGGGAGAACAGCCGCUGUGAUGUGUUUGCUGACCUACGAGUCUGGAGACGCGAACACAGCCGGCGCCUCGAGGCAAUAAAAACAGAAAAACGUCCUCAGAUUUUAACAAUUCAACAUGGUGAUGAAGAGGACAACGAAGAGGAAGAUUGUUUUGAUGGUCUCCAAAAUUCUAGCUCUGAUGAAGAGGACGAGAUGUGCUGUGGGGACCAGGAUUCAUCCGAUUCUUUACUCCAGUCUCCCUCACCAGACAUGGAUGAUUCCUCAGACGCCAUCCUGUUACCAUCUCCUCCGACCACCUCAGCAUCUCAGACCAGUCGCAAAGCUCCAGGGAUCCGCACGCGUCGGCUCCUGAAGGCCAGUACUGAACUCUUGGCUGCAGAUUACAACAGCACAUGUCACAUAGCAGAAGUAUCUGUAAAUGACAUGAAAGAGGAGAUCCAGCACACAGACUCAAAAGUAAAGCUUCCGUCCCUGACUCCGCAACCUCCUCCAAGGAAAGGGAUGAUUCAUGGAUCAAUGCUUUCAUGCGCGGACAAACUUAUUCCCUGUGCAGCACCUGAUAACAAGCCUCGUGUAUCCAAAGUUGUGGACAGAGCCCCCCACAGGCCGCGCACCGCCAAUGCAGCGCUUCAGAAACAUCACCAGCACCUCUACAUCAUUUGCCAGAAGUGCAGUAAAGAGUCCAUGCCGAGGGUGGGGAUCUUAAUUGAUAAGAAGAAUACCAAAGACUUUGCCUGGAGACUUCAGCAUGUGUCCGUUGACAAGCCGAUACAGGAGUCCUCAGGCCAAGCUGGAUCAGGUAGCCCGCGGCUGACAACAAACUCUGACAGGCUGUUUUUUCACCUCUUGUUUUCACCAGCUGCACAUGUCUUCAGAGCUGCCCGACCGCCUCUGACCUCUGCUGCACUGGCACGCUCCUGGAGGCACACACACUCUACACCCUGCGAGGGAGACAACAGAGCUGAGAGUAUAGAAACAAGAGACAAGGAGGGCGAGCUCUCUGAGUCAGUGCCAUGCAGCGUUAAACAGAAGUGA